Eleginops maclovinus (Patagonian blennie) is the source of this 1581-nucleotide messenger RNA. RefSeq names its product STN1 subunit of CST complex (gene stn1). Gene Ontology annotation, cellular component: CST complex. NCBI's taxonomy places the organism in Eukaryota, Metazoa, Chordata, Actinopteri, Perciformes, Eleginopidae. The transcript has 9 exons. Gene Ontology annotation, molecular function: single-stranded telomeric DNA binding. The record is from RefSeq and is a predicted model, not a curated record. Bases 100 to 1197 code for a protein of 365 amino acids. Gene Ontology annotation, biological process: telomere capping.
UUCCUCUCAAGACCCAUGCAGGAAACAUGCAGUAGCUAGCUUACAUUCUUUGCCGAUUCCAAAGAACAGGUAAAUAACCUGUUUUCUUUUCAUAAUGAAAUGCAGGCACCUACAAUGGAUCCCGCGGAAGAGCCCCCAUCGAUGUUGUGGGGCUUGGACCCGAUCUUUUCUGCCUUUGCCAGGCUGUAUGUCAGAGACAUCCUGCAGAUGACAGAGUCCACACAGGUUCCAGGUAUUUAUUUCUACAACUCCCAUCCAAUCUACAAGGUUGAUGUGCUUGGGACAGUGGUUUACCAGAGAGAAAGAGAAGACUUCUUCUGUUAUGGAGUGGAUGAUGGUACCGGCGUGAUAAACUGCCUCUGCUGGAAAAAUGACGUGUUCAAAGAAGAGGAAAAUCCUUCUAAAUCAGGGGGAAACCCCAGUGAUGGGGCUCAGGGAGGCUUUAACCCAGUGACUGAACUGAAGAAGCUCAGGCAGGCCCAGCAGAUCCGCUGCCGCCUGGAGAUCGGAGACCUGCUCCGAGUCAGGGGGCCGGUGAAGACAUCCAGACAACAGAGAGAAAUCAUGGCCUCCACCUUCUAUAAAGUGAACGACCCAUUGAUGGCGGUCCAGAUAGCGUGGAUGAUGGAGGUUCCUCAGCUCUACAGGCAGUGUUAUGACAGACCAUUUCAGCUGCAACCUAAAGCAACCGGUGAAUCAGCUGUCAGUUCCCUCGGCAAGGCGACCAAUAUCAUCAAGGAUUUCUUUAAGCAGAAGUCGGUGAGCAGGUUCAGACCGUAUGAUGUUCAGGACCUCCUGCAGCCUCUGAUCCUCAGACUGCCUCAAACUGCAUCAGCAGACCAGGAGCCUGUGGCGGGUCCAUCUGCAUGCCAGCAGCUCCGGCAGCUCCUGAAGGAAGCCCUGAAAAUUCUUCAGGACGAGGGUAUUGUUUACCGCAAGGUCAAAUCCCAGGAUGAGCUUUAUCAUGUGACUGCACAGGACAAAGAUCUGGUCAUAGCCGUCAAAGAUAUCAUCAAGGAGGACUGCAAGAGAGAGAAGUAUGCAGAGAAGGGUUGCCACAUCCUGCACAUCCUGUCUGCAGUCAGGCAGCGUUACAGCCUCAACGUGAGCAGAGCGGCACUGGAGCUGGUCCUCAAAUCACUGGAGAGCAGCAGUGACGUCGUCAGCACCAGCGACAGCCAUUACACUGUGUUUUAACUUAAGCACAGUAUGACCGUAUAUAUAUAUUUACUAUGUGUAGUAAUGCCUAUUGCUCCAGAAUGCGAGCAUCCAAUUGAAGUAAAUCAUGUCAUUUGUAUUCCUUUGUUCAUCAUUACUGUUAUCAAGAACAUCUUUCCCAAAAGUAGCUGAACUCCAUACUCUGUAUAUGUGUCUUUUAAAUGGCUACUACUUAGUAGUGUGCUAUGGUUUAACAUAAGUGAAUACACGUUUUUCAACUAUUUUGGGAUGGCAAUAUAAUUUUGAUUACAUUUUAUAUAUAUUUUACAUUUUGAACCAUGAUGAUACAUGAUUUUGCAAUUCAGUAUUGUAAUUAAUAAUGAUAGUAGAAAUGUCCUAAAUAAAUAACAAAGUGGCUGCAAA